Messenger RNA from Spea bombifrons (plains spadefoot toad), 6785 nucleotides. It is a transcript of the gene F5, whose product is annotated as coagulation factor V. Bases 90 to 6071 code for a protein of 1993 amino acids. Gene Ontology annotation, molecular function: copper ion binding. NCBI's taxonomy places the organism in Eukaryota, Metazoa, Chordata, Amphibia, Anura, Pelobatidae. The record is from RefSeq and is a predicted model, not a curated record. The transcript has 26 exons.
GGAACAAGAGGUCAGCUUUAUUGAUCAGGUUUUUCCUGGUGUUUACAAUUGAAGCUGGCUGGCUUCUGCCUAGGCAGUGAGUGUCUGCCAUGCAUCCAGGGAAAAGGUCCUCUGUCUUCUUCUUGCUGGUGGGGGGCUUCCUUGUACAGUGCCUCCCCCAAGCUGCUGGGGUACUCAGGGAGUAUUAUGUGGCUGCUGUUGCUGUUGAUUGGAAUUACCAAAACCAGGAAGGCCAGAGUUAUGUUUUCAAGAAGCUAAUAUACAGAGAAUAUGAAGCAGACUUUCAAAAGGCAAAACCAGCUUCAGAGUUGUUAGGUAUAAUGGGUCCAACAUUACGUGCAGAAGUUGGGGAUACAUUGAGAGUUCAUUUCAAAAAUAUGGCUAACAAGCCCCUUACCAUUCACCCGCAAGGCAUUGCAUAUGGAAAGAAAUCAGAAGGUUCAAACUAUGCAGACAAAACAUAUAGUUCAGAAAAGUUGGAUGACUCUGUUCUGCCAGGCCAAACAUACACCUACAACUGGGAUAUUACUCAAGAAGUGGGACCCAAGGAGGAUGAUCCAAACUGCCUUACCAAUAUUUAUUAUUCUCAUGAAAACAUGACGGAAGAUCUAAAUUCUGGACUUGUUGGUGCAUUGCUUAUAUGUAAAAAUGAAAGCUUAAACAUUGAUGGCACAGAAAAGUUGUUCAACAAAGAAUAUGUCCUGAUGUUCGCAGUAUUUGAUGAGAAUAAAAGUUCCCAAAAACCAACAUCAAAAGAUCAUGAAACUUUAAUGUAUACAGUAAAUGGCUACACUAAUGGAACUAUGCCAGAUCUCAAAGCCUGUGAGGGUGACACAGUACGCUUGCAUAUAAUAGGAAUAAGCUCUAAACCAGAAUUAUUCUCUGUGCAUUUCUUUGGGCAAAGUAUCGAACAAUACCAUCACAAAGUAUCAGUCAUCAGUCUUGUAGGCACCUCAUCCACAACAGCAAAUAUGACAGUGAACCAAAGUGGUAGAUGGUUAAUAACAUCCCUUCUUAAUAAACAUCUUCAAGCUGGCAUGCAUGGUUAUAUUGACGUGGACACGUGUGGUGAAAAGGUUACCACUGUCCGUAGAUUAUCCAUCUUCCAUAAAAGAUUUAUUAAAGUCUGGGAACAUUUCAUUGCUGCAGAAGAAGUAAUGUGGGACUAUGCACCGGGAAAGCAGGGAACAGAUAAGACACACUGCCCACAAAAGUAUAAAAAAGUUAUCUAUAGAGAAUAUACUGAUAAAACCUUCACAAAGCGUGCACCAGCUGCCAAUGAAGCAGGCCUGCUUGGUCCCGUUAUUAGAGCACAGGUCAAGGAUACGAUUACAGUUGUAUUUAAGAACAUGGCAAGUCAGCCCUACAGUAUUUAUCCCCAUGGAGUAUCACUGCAAAAGGACUACGAAGGUGCAACUUACCCUCCUGACUUAAAAGGUAAUGAGGUACAAGAUCAAGCUGUCAUGCCAGGAGACAUAAGGACCUAUUACUGGACUAUUCUCGAUGUGGAUGAACCCACAAAAGAUGACCCUCAAUGUCUGACAAGAAUGUAUCAUAGUGCUGUUAAUAUCAGUAAGGAUAUUGCAUCUGGACUGAUUGGGCCGCUUCUGAUUUGCAAAUCAAUGUCAUUGAAUACAAGAGGUGUCCAGCAAAAGGCAGAUCAGGAGCAGAUUGCCAUGUUCACAGUGUUUGACGAGAACCAAAGCUGGUACCAGGAAGAAAACCAAAAGUCAUGUAAUAAGAUUAACAAAGGUCAAAUACAAGAGUACAAUAGUAAUGUCAUACCAACUAUAAAUGGGAAUGCCUACCAGAAUGCAAUACUAGGCUUUUGCCAUAACCAAGUCAUUCAAUGGCACAUUUCCAGCAUAGGAUUCCAAGAUGAAAUUAUUGGAGUCCAUGUUACUGGACACUCCUUUCGAUAUAAAAGGAAAAAUGAGGAUAUAGUAAAUAUUUUUCCAAUGAGCAGUGAAAGUGUCAGUGUUGAAAUGGAUAAUCAAGGUGUUUGGCUUUUUGGAACCUUUGGCUUUCCCAAGAAGAACGAAGGCAUGAGAAUCAGAUUUCGGGAUGCCAAGUGUUUACCUACCGCAGACUAUUAUAAUUAUGAGGAUGAGCAUUUUUCCUUUGAGAGUAGUGAAACUUUUGAAGAAAAAAUUCACAGACAUUCAGACACAGACUCCGAUGAUACAAUAAAUGAAAUGGAAAACACAGAUUCCCCGUCGAGGCAAGACUAUAGUGAUUACUUGGCUGAAAUGUUUCAAAUUCGCUCAUUAAGAAACCAGACAAAGACACAUGAAGAAGAGCUGAAUUUGACUGCAUUGGCCAUAGAACACAUGUACGGUUCGUCAAAUGAAAACUCUUCUGAUAGCCCAGUUGUUUUGAAACAAGAUGAAAGUGAUUCAUUUGAGUCCAUUGAGUCAGAAGAUAAAGACUUAUUACAGAUGAAUAAGACAGUCACCGAUACAAAUACCCAAUUUAAUGACACAAAUAUUUUGGAGGAAAAUGUACAUGGGCAAUUCCGUACAGAAGGAAAUGUUAACAGAAAAGAGGACUGGUUUAAUAAUGAAAUCCCAAUGGUGGCGCAAGUAAACAAUGGCACGGAUAUUGAAGCAGAGGCUCUAGAUUUUGUUUCAAUUGAAGAUAGGAAUGACUUAGAAGCAUCUCUCCCAAAACAUGACAAAACUGAGGAGGGAAUGGAAGAUACAGCACCUGUAAUAAAUCGAGUAAAUAAAUCUCACCCUGACGUAAAUUAUAUUGACACUCCAGAGAACGCUGUUGCACUAAAGUUUCAAGAUUUUAAAGAAACUGAUAACUCAAAAAACACAGUGCCCCUCAAUCCUGAAAAUGUCUCCUCAUUAAGUUUAAUUAAUGAAAACAAGCAAUUUACUACAGGAAUACCUCUGUCUUUCGUGGAAAGCAAUCAGAAUGACUUUACAAAACCGUACAUUAAAAUUGAGCCAGGUUAUUCUCCAGAACUAAAUGUAAAGGAGCCUGUGGACUCAGAAAUAACAAAUCCACCAACCAAUCCUAUUUAUCCAGUAACAAUAACAAGUGCACCAGUCGCUUCCAUACAUUCAAUGUCAGACAUAACUGAUCUUGAGGAUUCUGAGAGUACAAGUGUGAGAGCAACUCCUAGUUAUUUCAGUUCACCAGACACGACGACGAGUGAUUUUGUGGACUCUGAGAGAACAAAUAGGCCAACCAUUCGUAGUUCUUCGGCUUUACCAGGCAUAGCCACAAAUGAUUAUGUGGACUUAGAAAGAACAAAUACACCAACCCAUCCUACUCAUUCAAGUUCUUCUAUCAUAAAUGCGACUGAUAUGGGAAAGCAGGACAUAUCAACUGCACCAAUCCAUCCUACAUAUUCAACUAUCCCAGACAUUAACUCAUCCAAUAUUGUGAAGAUGGAAACUAGUUCACCAACUCAUUCUACAUAUACUUCUCCAGAGAGUAAAACAGAAGAAUAUAUAGAUACAGAAUUUACAGAAAUGUUUGGGAACCAACUAUUUGAAGAUGUAAUACAAGCCAUAUUUUAUCAGAAGGACAAUAAUGGCACUGAGAAAGAGAAUAACUAUGGGCAUUCUGCAGAAGAAGACCUUGACAAUUUGACUGAAGUUUUUCAAAAUGGCACACUCACAUUGCCAAAUAACAAAACCCAUCAAGGGCAGCUUGCAAAACAAGAGGAAACCCCAAAUCAAACUCAAGUAGUUCAUACAGGCCAAAGCAGAAACAAUACUGUUCACAAAAGGCACGGCGUGAUUCGAAGACAAAAAAGAGUAGGAAAUAUACCUGGUAGAAGGACAGGCUCUCAUAAAUAUUACCCAAUCAAAGAUGAAUUUAAUGAAACCCAAGGCAUGAUUGAGAGUGAAAAUGCAACAUCAAAGGUUCCUGUACGCAACUCUAGUGGCAAGUCUGCAUUUUCCCCCAGAGGAUUUAGAGAAGUUAAAAUUGGGGUAUACAGCCAAUAUGAAGGUGAUUAUGUUGAGUAUGACACAGAUGCUUUUAAUGAAGAUGACACAGGCUCUGCUGUUCAAUAUAUUACAUUCGAGGAUCCAUACAAAGUCAGCACGGAAGAUGAUGUUAUUCAUUACUCCAACCCAGAUAGGGUUAUAGAACGCUACCUGCGUAGCUCUAAAGGGAAGAAGAGAAAUUACUAUAUUGCUGCUGAGGAAGUACAUUGGGAUUACUAUGGAGGUUCGAAAAGCUCGAAUAAUGUACGUGAUUCACCAGAAUGUCAAACAAAAGAAACCCAAUAUAAAAAAGUAAUAUUUCGAGAAUACAUUGAUAGCACGUUCCAGAAACCUGCCGUACGAGGACAAUAUGAAGAGCAUCUUGGCAUACUUGGUCCUGUAAUCAGAGCGGAAGUUGAUGAUGUUAUACAGGUAACGUUCAAAAAUCUAGCCUCCAGGCCUUAUUCUGUGCAUGCACACGGUGUUUCUUAUGAAAAGUCAUCAGAAGGAUGGGGAUACGAUGAUGAGACACAGGAUUGGUUAAAAAAAGAUGAUUCUCUGAAACCAGGAGACAAAUAUGUAUAUGUGUGGUAUGCUUCAAAGCAAUCAGGACCUGAACCAGAGGGGUCAGCCUGCAGAGCAUGGGCUUACUACUCAGCGGUGAACCCGGAAAGAGAUAUUCAUUCGGGCCUUCUAGGACCACUUUUGAUCUGUAGAAAUGGCACCCUUGAUAAACAUAAUAACAGGCCGGUGGAUAUGCGUGAAUUCAUAUUGCUCUUUAUGACCUUUGAAGAAGAGAAAAGUUGGUACUUUGAUACAAACAAUAAGAACACAGCAGUGACAACGAAGCCAUCUAAUGCGAAGUGCCACACAUUCCAUGCAAUAAAUGGAAUUAUUUACAACCUACAAGGCUUGCAUAUGUAUGAAAAUGAACUAGUGAGGUGGCAUCUGUUGAAUAUGGGAGGUCCGAAGGAUAUCCACGUGGUUCAUUUUCAUGGUCAAACCAUUACCGAAAAGAUCAACAGAGAAAUUCUGUAUGGCACAUACCCUCUGCUUCCUGGCUCAUUUGCGACAGUUGAAAUGCAGCCAUCAAGAGAAGGUUGGUGGCUUUUGGAUACCGAGGUUGCCGAAUAUCAGCAAGCAGGAAUGCAGGCAAUGUUUCAUAUUAUCCAUAAAGAUUGCAACAAGCCGCUAGGCAUGACAACGGGACUUAUAGCUGAUCAACAGAUCACUGCAUCUCAUUAUACAGAUUCUUGGGAACCCAAAUUAGCCAGAUUAAACAAUGCUGGUUCAUACAACGCUUGGAGUACUAUAAUGAGUAAAUCUUCAUUACCAUGGAUUCAGGUGGAUCUGCAAAGGAUGUUUCUAAUCUCUGGGAUUCAAACACAAGGAGCCAGUAAAUAUUUGAAGCCAUAUUAUACCACAGAGUUCUUUGUUGUAUCCAGCAAAGAUAAUAAGAAGUGGGCAGCUUUCAAAGGAAACAGCUCUGGAUCACAAAAGCUCUUUGAUGGCAAUAGUGAUUCUUCCACUAUAAAGGAAAAUCAGUUCCAUCCUCCAAUUUAUGCCAGAUACGUGAGAGUUUAUCCAACGAAAUACUACAACAGACCAACACUUCGUUUGGAGCUACUUGGGUGCGAAAUACAAGGUUGCUUUUCACCAUUGGGCAUGGAAAAUAAUAUGAUUAAGGAUGAGCAAAUAACAGCUUCAUCAUACAAGUCAUCCUGGUAUUCUUCAUCCUGGAAACCCUCCUUAGCGCGUCUCAACAAGUAUGGCAGUGUCAAUGCUUGGCAAGCCAAGGCAAACAACAAUCAACAAUGGCUUCAAAUUGAUCUUCUGCAGACAAAAAGGGUUACUGGGAUAAUAACACAGGGUGCCAAGUCAAUGACUACUGAAAUGUAUCUAAAAUCAUACGGUGUGCAAUACAGUGAAAAUGGAAGGGACUGGAAACCGUACAUUGACCAAUCCAAUUCAAUGGAGAAGGAAUUCAAAGGAAACAUUAACAGCAGCGGGCAUGUAAAGAAUGAGUUUCAGCCACCAAUAAUCUCACGUUUCUUGAAAAUCAUCCCAAAAUCCUGGAACCAAAACAUUGCGCUUAGACUUGAACUCUUUGGUUGUGAUGCAUAAAUAAACAACAUAGUAUAUACAGUUGUGCUGCCAGAUUAACACAGAAUUAUGUUUUCUUGUUUACCCACUUAAUAAAAAAUAACUAAAUUCCUUACUAAUAGUUUUUGCGCAAAGAGAGAGAUUCACUAAUCAUGGUUUCCAUGAUGCCAAAUAGGUGAGUGAGCGUCCACCACAACUAGAGUGUAAAAAGUUUGCCAUGACGAUCAAUACAUUUCCCUCAGUAUCUCACAUACAUUUGAUAAUAGAAUUGAUAUUGCUCAGGUUACCGCAAUAUCCAAACUAGACUGCAAAAAAAAUCUGAAAGAGAUCAUUGUAUAAGUUAUUCAUUAUACAAAUGCUUAAGAUCUGACUAUUUAAAAAGUUUGUAAGCACGUAAUGAUAUUGUUAAAGUUAAAUUUAUGAAUUGCUUUCAUAAAAGGGUGCGAAGAUUAACAUUAGCAUAUAUUUAAAUUAAGUGAACUAGUUUCUAUUUUUACUUGGUAAAAAAAACACAAUGAUCUUAUGUUCAAAAUUUUAAUGUUUUGAGUUUUUUUAUACUGUGUUACUGCUUUUGGGAGAAAUGUAUUAACCAAUGUAAAAUAAACUAUUUUUGCGUGUUGUGUAUAAUAAUUUUGUAUUUUUAUUCUUAUUCAUGUAACCGCACUUCUACUGCACUGAAAAUAGUGUAAUAAAGAAAAAUUCAGAUACUAAUACUAAUUCAGUUUAAAAAAAUAA